GUUCCUAGGGAUGCGCAUCCGGGUCACGCUAGCGCCGCGGUUUCCUUUACUGUGUUGGUUCCACUGUGGGUCUGGACCGGUCCUCAUGUCUUGUUGUGGGGUAUCAGCAGUCUUUGGAUUGUGAAGACUGCAGAAAGAAACUUGCAAUCCAGGCACAUAAGUACAAUAAGGAAAUAAUAGUCCUCAUGGAAGAAGAGCAAGAUUUACCAGAGCAACCAGUGAAAAAAGCCAAGAUGCAGGAACCAGGAGAGCAAACUUUAAGUCAAGUAAGCAACACAGAUGUCAGUGAUCAGAAACCUGAAACAUCAAGCCUUGCUUCAAACCUUACCAUGUCAGAGGAAAUUAUGACAUGCACCGAUUAUAUCCCUCGCUCAUCUAAUGAUUAUACCUCACAAAUGUAUUCUACAAAACCUUAUGCACAUAUCCUGUCAGUUCCUGUUUCGGAAACUGCUUACCCUGGGCAGACUCAGUACCAAACAUUGCAGCAGUCUCAACCCUAUGCUGUCUACCCUCAGGCAACCCAAACAUAUGGACUACCUCCUUUUGGUGCAUUGUGGCCAGGUAUGAAAUCUGAAAGUGGUUUAAUUCAGACUCCAUCUCCAAGUCAACACAGUGUUCUUACCUGCACUACAGGGUUAACCACAAGCCAGCCAAGCCCAGCACAUUAUUCUUACCCCAUUCAAGCUUCAAGCACAAAUGCCAGCCUUAUAUCCACUUCAUCUACAAUUGCCAAUAUUCCUGCAGCAGCUGUUGCCAGCAUCUCAAAUCAGGAUUAUCCCACCUAUACUAUUCUUGGUCAGAAUCAAUACCAGGCCUGCUACCCCAGCUCUAGCUUUGGAGUUACAGGGCAGACUAACAGUGAUGCUGAGAGUGCCACAUUAGCAGCUACCACAUACCAGGCAGAGAAACCCAGUGUUAUGGUGCCUGCACCGGCAGCACAGAGACUUUCCUCUGGAGACCCUUCUACAAGCCCAGCUUUGUCCCAGGCUACACCAAGUAAAGAUGCUGAUGAUCAGUCCAGGAAAAACAUGACUAGCAAAAACCGGGGCAAGAGGAAAGCUGAUGCCAGUUCUUCCCAGGACAGUGAAUUGGAACGGGUAUUUCUGUGGGACUUGGAUGAAACCAUCAUCAUCUUCCAUUCUCUUCUUACUGGAUCCUAUGCCCAGAAAUAUGGAAAGGACCCGACAGUAGUGAUUGGUUCAGGUUUAACAAUGGAAGAAAUGAUUUUUGAAGUGGCUGAUACACAUCUGUUUUUCAACGACUUAGAGGAGUGUGACCAGGUGCAUGUGGAAGAUGUGGCUUCUGAUGACAAUGGCCAGGAUUUGAGCAACUAUAGUUUCUCAACAGAUGGUUUCAGUGGCUCCGGAGGCAGUGGUAGCCAUGGUUCCUCUGUGGGCGUCCAGGGAGGUGUGGACUGGAUGAGGAAACUGGCUUUCCGAUACCGAAAAGUGAGAGAGAUCUAUGAUAAACAUAAAAGCAACGUGGGUGGCCUCCUCAGUCCCCAGAGAAAGGAAGCAUUGCAGAGAUUAAGAGCAGAAAUCGAAGUUUUAACAGAUUCCUGGUUAGGAACUGCAUUAAAAUCUUUGCUUCUCAUCCAGUCCAGGAAGAAUUGUGUGAAUGUUCUGAUCACUACCACCCAGCUGGUUCCAGCUCUGGCCAAGGUUCUUUUAUAUGGACUAGGAGAAAUUUUUCCUAUUGAAAACAUCUAUAGUGCUACCAAAAUUGGAAAGGAGAGCUGCUUUGAGAGAAUUGUGUCAAGGUUUGGAAAGAAGGUCACAUAUGUAGUAAUUGGAGAUGGACGAGAUGAAGAAAUUGCUGCCAAACAGCACAACAUGCCCUUCUGGAGGAUUACAAACCAUGGAGACCUAGUGUCCCUUCACCAGGCUUUGGAGCUUGACUUUCUCUAAGAACUGGAAUAUAGAACCUUCCUCAUGAGCUCUUUUUCACUCCUGAAGGGAGCCAGAGGCCAGAAACAACUGGGAACUUCCUCGAUGUCUCUUCUCUCUGUCUCUUUGUCUCUGUCUCUCCCCUUUCUCCUCCCCCAUGGAAUGCUGGCGAGAACACAAUCAGAACCAACAACUGCAAUUUUUGCUAUGAGUGAGCCACAGCCCCAUGUCCAUGCUUGUAAAGGCACAAGAGACAGUUGGAUAGCGAGAACAGAUUUACUGCAGCUACAGUGCUUUUAAUUCUUCUGGGUUUUGUUUCAAAAAAUGAAGAAAAAGAAGGGAAUUCUUGGGGCCCAGUUGUGUGGUGGAUGGGUAAAUGCAGCAGAUUUAUAAGAACCUCUCUUAGCUGUAGAGCUUCUUUCCAUUGAGUGGGUAUGUUAUUUUUAUAGGUAAGGGCCUGGUCUCUGAAGCAGGCGCCAUCCCACACACACAUAUACACACUUUUUUUCCUAUCAAGAAAGGGGCAUGUAAGGUUUCCAUGGAAGUCAUGAUUGAAAUAUCUAAAAUACCUCUCUGGCAGUAGCAUCCCCCUCAGCUGCUCAGUGCUCCCCUGAAGAGUGAUUCCUUUCCAUCUGUGAGGCACUGGACACCGACUGGUAUCUCCCAUCCUAGAAGCUUCAGUGUCCUGGCCAGUCGUUCUUCCCCUCUAACCAAGUAGCACAACCCUGGAAACCCCUUCCCUUCAGCAGUAAAUUCUAAGCCUUCUUCUAACUAAUUCAGUGGCUACAUUCCAUGUGACUCAGCCUCCAAUCUGGAAAGGAGAGACACAGGCUUCUUGGGAAUUUCAACUUCCUUGGCUCUUGAAACAAGAAGAUUCCACUUAACUCCUCCUGCAGAGAAGCCCCCUUUUCUUCCCUUUUCAUCAGAUGCCCUUGGUACCUCUCAUCCACCUCCAUGCAGCUGCCCAGUCCCUGCCCAUGGUACUCAAGAAGUCAAAGUCUAAGAAUAGGCUUAGAACUACUUCCUUGGAGGAAGCCUUUCAGCCACAUGCAGGGUAUCCCAGGCAGUAUUUAUCCAUCAGUCUGCCUGGAACUGGACAGCAGAUAGCUAUAGUCAAAACCCAGAGUUUUACCUGGAACACUCCCCUUCUCAUAUCCCAUUCUGAAAUGGGAAACCAGAAGGUCAGAAAGACUUUUCCUGAUUUAAAUGAAGGUGCUGGCUCCCCUACUUCAUGCCUGCAAAGUUAACUCUGGGCCAAAUGUAGGAGUGUCUCUUAGCCUGGCCCCUGGGAAGUUUGGUGGGGACCUAGGCGCUAGUCCCAGCCUUCUAGCCAAGUUGUGUUUGUUGCAUGCCCCAUCCUCCAGGACUAACCUGGGUACCUGCUCAACAGUCAAAUUUCCCCAGAAUUGGGGAAGAUGCAUCCUUGGUCCUCAGUAGCAGGAGUCCUUGACCAACCUCAGCUGUAAUCACUUGUCCCCAGAGAUACUGCAUACCCAUCUCCAGAGAUGUGGCACAAAGAGACAAGGUUCCUUUCAAUGCCGGGUCAUCCACAUAGCCAUGGAGAAGGGCUGGCACGUGCAGUCCUUCAGAACGGAUGGGAAAUACUUUGCAACCUACAGUUAGGAAGGGUUGGGAGUGGAGCUGAAAUUUGUGCUCCAUCACUAGGCCACCUCUUUGGCCUUGUUCUCAGGCAGAGGUGGGAAGAGGGAGGUAGAGUCUGAGGCCAGCCUUCCUGGUCUGUAUUCAGCACAGCUGCCAGGUGCUGCCCACCAUGCUUGGUCCCCCUCGGAAAGCUCUGGGAUGGAUUUUGCGUUCGUGCCUCAACACCCCCUUCCCCCCACUCCCCUGACCCCAUUGCCAUUACAGCUGUUUAUGUUUCUUGCCCUGGGCUUCAGGCUUGUGAGGCGUAGCAUGGUACCCAUACACUCACAGAUAUACACACUGCUUGGAGGCUCUUAAGAGUAUGACUUGGACUCCUUUUCCAAUGGCCUUUUCCCUCUUAUCUCGACUGCCCAGUUUAGCUCUUUACAAGAACUUGGACUUGGCCAAGAAAGGCAAGGAGGAGGUCUGAGCAGAGGAGCUUCUCCUUUCUAGUGGUUGCCACCCUCAUUCAGAGGAUAGACUGAAAAAAGGAGCUUCUGGAUCAUCUCUGCUAACAAAAAUUUUCCAGGGAACUCUGCCCUUCUUACCCUCUUAUAUUCCCUGUACAAAGACCUGGAAAGCAUCAAGAGCUGUUGGAAGCUGGGGCCAAAUGAUAACUGUUUAUCCUUUCAUUGAGGAGGACCCCCUUACUGGAAAGAGUGCCCAUGAAAUUAGCCAGAUGAGUCCUACCCCCACUGGGUACUGUGAUCUGGGCAUCUCAUGGUGAUGUCUGUUUCUAGGGGUGACUGGACUUUGGAAUGUAAAACUGAUCGUGCCUUAGCAUCACCCUGUCUAGUGCCCCGGGGCAGCUGGUGGUGUCCAGGAGUGUGGGUGCCUGCUCCAGAUUUAGAUGCCUCUUCCGGCUGUUGUUGGAUUUGGGGGUGUUCCUGUCUUCUCUGCAAGUUAGGGGGUAAAGCUAGUGUCCCAAGAGACUCCUACCAUGGCUUGUUUACAGUUUACACAAACUCAGCCUCACAGCUCCAGGUAGAAUCCAAUUGGCACACUUGACAAACUCCAGCACAGCGCUUGGAGCUCCCAGAUGCUCACUACCUUGAAUGGGUGUCAGUAUCACAAAACUGCCUGUGGCAGUGCUUGGCUCUGUCCUCUUGGCCUUCCUCUCCUCCCCAGGGGGUGCAUUUAGGGCCCCUCUUGAGCAGCCUUCUGUUUUUUCUACUAAAUUGGUUUCUUUUUCACUCAGAACUCCCCACAUACACACCAAAUCAGAAUUCCAAGAUUCUCAAAUAUCUUAACCACGGGAAGAAAAAUCUAGUUGUGUCCAGCCCCAUCAGCAGGCCACCUGUCCUUCCUCUGCUGAGUCAGCUCUAGCAAACAAGGCUCCUUGGUUAGCUCCUAAUGCACUGACAGGAGCCAUCCCAUUAAGGACGACUUCUGCUCCAAACAUGACUCUUCCCCCUCUGGACUUCAGAUGCCUCUUGUAGCAGGAAAAGGCAUUGACUGAAUCGGAUGUAUUUAUGUGACUGCGGGCAUUCAUGGCUGUAGAAUCCUUGACCAUAAUGAUCUAUGUAAUGGGAACUAUCUUAUAAACUUGAAAAAAUAAAGUUUUUAUUUUCUAUACAGUUUUCUCUCG
Castor canadensis (American beaver) is the source of this 5115-nucleotide messenger RNA. RefSeq names its product EYA transcriptional coactivator and phosphatase 3 (gene Eya3). Gene Ontology annotation, molecular function: protein tyrosine phosphatase activity. Gene Ontology annotation, biological process: negative regulation of extrinsic apoptotic signaling pathway in absence of ligand; positive regulation of DNA repair; cell differentiation. Gene Ontology annotation, cellular component: nucleus. The record is from RefSeq and is a predicted model, not a curated record. Lineage: Eukaryota; Metazoa; Chordata; Mammalia; Rodentia; Castoridae.